Molecule: messenger RNA, 2195 nt
Organism: Verruconis gallopava
Lineage: Eukaryota; Fungi; Ascomycota; Dothideomycetes; Venturiales; Sympoventuriaceae
Exons: 3
Coding region: 1085-1549 (154 amino acids)
Cellular component (GO): cytoplasm
Molecular function (GO): protein phosphatase inhibitor activity
Source: RefSeq, a predicted model, not a curated record
UUCGCUGCCACAAACCCGCUCGCGUACGGCCAAAGACCAGUUGCGUGACUUCAGUUAGGUCGUUGUCUGAUCGCCCGUAACACCGUUCUGUUGGACGUUGGUUCAUUGUCCCGCCGGCCCACUGGGCAUUCGUGGUGUCCAACCCCCACUUUCGACUGUGCGUUGCUCUGCUGCCGGCUGCUGUCUGCUGCUGAUGCUGAUGCCGAUGCCGAUGCUGAUGCUGCGCGAACAGAGUGAGGACGCUGAACUUGCGUGCUGAACUCACCGCCGUUGCUUCACGGCUCGACCGCACCGCGCCGUCUCCCCGGAUCACGCAGAUCGUCCUUGCAGACGCCGAGCCGUCGCCCAAGAACAGACAAUCUGAGAACCGAGACCCGAUCGUCUUGACGAUCAGUGACGGGCUCCCGCCCAAGCACGCCCCAGUAUCUCGCGCACUCUCAUCCAUCGCCAGGGCCAGGUAACGUCAAUCCGGCCUGCUCUAUCAAGCAUUGUCUGUUUGAAUCACGCUUGAAUCACACAUCGCCUUGUCUCGCUGGCCUCUCCGCCGAGGGCUUUGACACGAGAGACAGAGACCAGGGAAAGGAAAGGAGAAAGGAAGGAUUCGUCCCGCUACGAGCGGCCACGUCUAAAUCUAUCGGACCUGUCCAUCGGGGCUUUUUUCGAGAAGACGCGGCGCGGAGCUUUGUGUUGCUCUGUGUUUCAUGCCUUGGGCUGACACACGCACCCAGACACACGCACACACACGCACACAGUCACCCUGCCAAAGCCACAUCGGCGACGACCCAGCCCUGUGACGCAACAAGGCUUGCCCUUCGUUCUCACAGGCACUUUUUUCGACCGUUGCAGAGAACCGUACUACAGCUAAGAACAACAGACAAGAGCAGAAGCUGAAAGCACACCGACAAGCAGCUGCAACAGCAGACCUUUGUGUUCGAGCCGUCUUCGCUGGAAGCACAGGACGACCCGCAAGUGCGCCCGCACCCCGGCAGUCCGCAUCGUCUCCCAAGCACACGCCCUCUCGCCAUCGCUUGCUUACCUCGUCCUCGCACUCAGGCCAGAGCUGAACACCGUUUAGGCUGCAGCAAUGAACCCUCUUCAGCAGAAGCAGAAGGUUGACAUCAGCUCGCUGUCACCAGACGAGCAGCGCUUGUUCCGCAUGUAUGGCAAGCUGCCAAACAAGAAGGACUUGUUGCAGAACAAGUUAAAGGAACGCAAAUAUUUCGACUCCGGCGACUACGCCCUCUCCAAAGCAGGCAAAGCGUCGGACGUCGGCGUUACCCAGAUCGGCCGCGAGCAUCCCGUGCCCGAAAACAUCCCACACUCGUCGGCCACGUCGCACGCCAGUCACAACGGCAGCAUCUCUGCGUCUCCGGGCACGAUCCCAGGCCAGAACUUGGCCGGCGGUCUUGCCAGAGGAGCCAGCCCUGUCAAGGAAGGAAGCCAUCUGCAAAGGGAGAGAAGCGCCAGCGACAUCGACGACGAGGACGCCGAAGACGAACAGCAAGGCAGCGGCCAUGCUAAGCCUCGGCCGAUCGCGAUUGAGAAGUAGCCGUGGUGGAGAGAUUGUGGUGAACGUGAGAAGAAGGUACUGGUUGCAACGUUUCGGAGUAUAUCAGGAAGCUCAUCGAGGCAGUAAGUAUUUUGAAAAAGAACAGGGGGUUUGACAAAGAAAAAAAAAAAAGCAAAAGUGAUUUUGGCUGGCAAUCCUAUCAUUCCGUACGCAUACUCUCUCAGAUCGAACAGCCAGCCGCCAGUUGGUAAACGGGGCACACCUGCAUAGCCAAGCCAGAAUGGAGAGAAGGAGAGUGAGGGUGAGGGUGAGAGGGUGAGAGGGCGAGACUGUGUGAGUGAGUGACAGAUGGGGAAGGUAUGUGUGUUGGAAAGGACGUUCAUUCACGCAGAUGUUUUUGCCGUUGAAAUUAACUGCCGGUAUAUUCUCUCUGUCCAUGUGCUGCAUAGACAGAGUCUCAUAUGUUCCUUACACACUUGGUGGGUUCACUCGAGAUGGCAAACUACAAAUUCGGAGGCGAGUUUCUUGACGCGACGCGUCUCGCACUGAAAGUCUACUACGUUAUUCUUUUUAUCCAGCCGGGGUAAAGGUGGUUGUCUGAUUCUUUGACCGUGUAUCUUUUUACUACAAACAGAUUUAUAUAGGGCGCAUGAAAGCAAAUCCACUGCCGCGGCUGAACUCUCUG